AUGGCUCAGCAAGCAAAGGUCCUGACCUCGUCGUCAUUCGGUCUCCGGCCGAUGUCGACCGAGGCUUCGACCAUCAAGCCGCUCCCCAGCGACGAGGCCAACGAUGUCGUCUUCGAGAGCAAGUACGGCCUGCGCACCGUCAUGCUCAACCGCCCCAAGAAGCUCAACUCGCUCAACGGCUCCAUGAUCCGCAAGAUCGUCCCUCGGCUCGUCGAGUGGGAAAAGUCGGACAUGGCUAACAUCGUCGUCAUGAAGGGCGCCGGCGAGAAGAGCCUGUGCGCCGGCGGCGACGUCGCCGCCCUGGCCAAGCUCAACCAGGAGAGCCCCGACGGCUGGAAGCAGUCGGCCGAGUACUUUGGCCUCGAAUACAAGCUCGACCACUACAUUGCGACGUACCAGAAGCCCUACAUUGCCUUCAUGGACGGCAUCACCAUGGGUGGCGGCGUUGGCCUCAGCAUCCACGCCCCCUUCCGGAUCGCGACUGAGAAGACCGUCUUUGCCAUGCCCGAGACGACCAUUGGCUUCUUCCCCGACGUCGGCGCGUCCUUUUUCCUGCCGAGAAUGAACGGUGCCGUCGGCACCUACCUGGCGCUGACGAGCGAGCGCCUGACCGGCCCCAACGUUUUCUACUCGGGCAUCGCCACGCACUACCUGCACUCGACCAGCCUGCCCGACCUGGAGGCCCGCCUCGCCGAGCUGCGCUUCCGCGAUGACGACCCGCUCCCGAAGCGCCUCGAGAUCAUCAACGACACGCUCGAGGAGUUCUGCACCGGCCUGCCCUACGACCAGCCCAUGCAGCUGAGCGGCGAGGUGCGCCGCGCCAUCGACCGCUGCUUCAGCAAGAACAAUGUCAAUGACAUCCUCACCGCCCUCAAGGCCGAGCGCGGCGAGACGGAGGAGUGGGCGCAGCGGCAGAUCGACACCCUGCACAAGCGCUCCCCGACGGCCGUGCACGUCACGCUCCGCCAGAUGCGCGUCGGCGGCAAGUGGGACAUGGCCGAGACAUUCAACAAGGAGCACCAGAUCGCCACCAAGUUCAUGCAGCACCACGACUUCACCGAAGGCGUCACCGCCCUGCUCGUCCGUAAGGAGAAGCCCCGGUGGCAGCCAGAGUCGCUCGAGGCCAUCCCCGCCAGCGAGAACCCAGCCAAGCCCUUCUUCGACUUUAGCAAGGACGCCAAGCUCGACCUCUUCACCGACCGCACCUACGCCGAGUACCCGUACGCCGCGCUCGGCGUCCCCUCGGAGAAGGAGGUUAAGGCUCUUGUCGCCGGCAAGGCGUACACGCCCGAGGAGCUGUCGCGGGAGCUGGUGGCGUCGCGCAAGGGCCGCCAGGGCAUUGCCGAUGUGGUCAAUGAGAUUAUCGCGCGGAAGACGACGGUUGACGGUGAGGGCAAGGUCAAGUGGGUGAGUGACGAGGCGGCCACGACGAGUAGGCUGUAG
Molecule: messenger RNA, 1443 nt
Organism: Purpureocillium lilacinum
Lineage: Eukaryota; Fungi; Ascomycota; Sordariomycetes; Hypocreales; Ophiocordycipitaceae
Product: mitochondrial 37S ribosomal protein mS47
Biological process (GO): L-valine catabolic process
Cellular component (GO): mitochondrion
Molecular function (GO): 3-hydroxyisobutyryl-CoA hydrolase activity
Source: RefSeq, a predicted model, not a curated record